AGAGAGGGAGAGGCAGCGAGUUCACACCAGGCGAGAGGGAGGAGAGAUCCAAUCGACAAGAGCCUGGAGAUCGAGCCGGGACCCUGGGCACUGACAUAUCAAACAGAGUCAUCGGGAACCUCGCAUUGCCAUUCCGAUCGAAGGAGCCUGACACUGAUCGGCGGUCACUGGGGAUCGUAGAAACAGCGCAGCCCCCGGAAAGCGGGGCAGCUCGAGCGAGCCCCUAGCCGCUGGUGCCAGAGGUCAGGGUUGGGGGUUCGAGAGGUGGCUCUCCCCAAACCCCCGCCCGAGCUUCAACAGCUGGAAGAUCCCAAGUCCGGAAUCCCCCGUGUCUCGGCCACUAUGGAUAUCCUUGAUAACUUCGGGGCAGAAAAACUCUUCGCAGCUUCGAGCCUUGUGGAUUUGGAGGAUUUGAACGAAGCUGAUUUUCUCAGCAAUGUGCAUUUUUCAGAAAACUUGGAUGAUUUCUCCAAUGAGCUGUUCAGUAGUUUCUUUGAUGACCCGCUGCUGGUUGAGAAGAACCCUUUACUGGACAUGGAGCUUGACCCAGCCACGCCAACCAUCCAGGCAGAGCACAGCUACUCCUUAAGUGGGGACUCUGCCCCUCAAAGUCCACUCAUGCCAAUCAAAAUGGAUGAAUUCAGCAAAGAAACUGAUGGUGGACUUUGGGCUCUUGGCCCCGACCUGACCCACAUCAUGAUUAAGCAGGAACCAAAUCUGCUGACGGAGUCCUGCUGUGCCUCUUCAUCAGCUCAGACAUCAGCCCCUUCUGCAGAGCACAUGGCCUCUGGACAACUGACAAACUCAACAGAAGAACCUGUUCAUACAGAACCAAGCACAGUGCCUCAGAUCAAAGUGGAACCCAAAGAACCCAAUCAGUUCCUCAGUGUCCACACAGACAUGCAGCUGCCGCCCACACCUCCAAGCAGCCACAGCAGUGACAGCGAUGGAUCGCAGAGUCCCCGGUCCCUCCCACCAUCCAGCCCAGCCCGGCCACAGGCUCGGUCAUCCAGUGCCAUCUCAACGUCUCCUCUUCUCACAGCUCCUCACAAGCUCCAGGGGACGUCAGGCCCCCUGCUGCUCACUGAAGAGGAAAAGCGGACCCUGAUUGCUGAGGGCUACCCUAUUCCUACCAAGCUGCCUCUCACAAAAGCAGAGGAGAAAGCUCUCAAGAGAGUUCGAAGAAAAAUAAAGAACAAGAUUUCUGCUCAGGAGAGCCGGAGGAAGAAGAAGGAGUAUGUGGAUAGUUUAGAAAAAAAGGUAGAGACUUAUACUUCAGAGAAUAAUGAGCUCUGGAAAAAAGUGGAGACUCUAGAAAAUGCAAAUCGGACUCUACUGCAACAGCUGCAGAAGCUGCAAGCACUGGUGGCCGGGAAAGUGCCUCGCCCCUGCCGGGUGGCAUCGACACAGACAGGAACCUGCCUGAUGGUUGUGGUGGUCUGUUUUGUCCUUGUUCUGGGUUCCUUCAUGCCCUGUCUCCCUGAAUUUUCAACUGCCUCUCAGACAGUCAAAACAGCUCCACUCUCUGCUCCUGAUGUCUAUACAACGAGUCAGAUUCGUUCCAGGAGCCUGCUGUUUUAUGAUGAGGGCUCGUCCCUGGACGAUCACUAUUCCACACUCUUCCCAGUGGAGAGCAGGGAACCAGCAUCCAGGGAGUUAAGAGAGGAGAAGAGGUCACAUGACAGAUCAAAUGAUUACAUCACCUGGUCGCAGGAGGUGUCCAAAUAUCUAAGCGAUGCCCAAAUGGAGGUGAUCAACUCCAAUAAGACUGACCACAGGAAGUUGGUCCAGGAGAAAGAACAUCAUGAGAGGUGGGCAUCAGCGACUGUAAUCACAGCAAAAUCUUUGUAACUGGACAACCCUUUAACCAGCCCUUCUGAUGUAGAGAUACUUCUGUUCUGCAAGCCUUAAAUGUUCAGUGUUUCUGUGUGUGUGUGUGUGUGUGUGUGUACUUACACGUCUGCAAGUGUGUACGUGUGUGUGUGUGUGUGAGUGAGUGUGGGGUGCAUACCCCGUGUGCACGCGCACCAAGGUGUGCACCAAUGUAUGAAUGUUUCCAUUAGCUGUGUCUAUGUAAGAUUGUUUGCAUAAGAUUCUGUAUUCAUUGCAAUUUCUAAACCACAUUCCAACACCAAAGUCCCGUAUUCCUUACUAUGCUCCCUGCUGCCUUUGCCAUGUAACUUGCUACAUAUUCUACACUCUUCAUUAUCGUCAUCUUUGGUUCCUCUUGCUUUGUUCCUUGCCAUUAAUUCUAAAUUCUUCACGAUCCUCAUUCCAUUCAUCGUUGUUCUCUAUGAACCUUUUCCUUCUGCAUUUACUAAUAUCUGUCUCACCAUUCUCACCCUUCCUCACUAAUCUUCCCUCAACACUCACCAAAACAUGGAAUAUUUUGCCAUUCCCCCAGUCUUAGCAAAAUUAUUCAUUCUCCCCGUAUUGCUGCCUUGUUUCCCGCCCCACAUGUUCCUUUCUGCCCUUUGCCCACCUAUUGCUCAUCAUCUGUUUGUCUCAAAAAACUCCUGGUUCAUCACCGUGCAUCAGGAUUCUUAUGGUGACCGCGAAGCACGAUGUAAGUUGGGCUUGGGGUUUCGUAUUAUGUACAGGAUGCUUCACACACAUCUGUAUGAUGUGAUCAUCACUUGCACAAGCAAGACGGCACAAAGCUUGAGAGCGAAGUGUGCAAGUGACAAAGUGAAACACGUAACUGGAACUAAAAAUCGCAUCAUGCAAAUAUCAAAGAAGCAUCCUAUUGUUACACUUGUGCAGUGAGUUUUAUCAACAAAUAAAAAUCACUAAGGUGGCUCAGAUAAAUGGGUAUUGGGAUCAGGGUGGGUGUUGAGGGUCGUCACUGUUUCCUACAACAACAUGUUAAUAUUUCCACAGUCUUGUAAUGCGCAACUAUAUGUCAGAUAAUGAAGAGUGUGGUAAAAAUAUACAGCUAACAUG
Mobula hypostoma (lesser devil ray) is the source of this 2943-nucleotide messenger RNA. RefSeq names its product cAMP responsive element binding protein 3-like 1 (gene creb3l1). Gene Ontology annotation, molecular function: DNA-binding transcription factor activity, RNA polymerase II-specific; cAMP response element binding. The transcript has 11 exons. Lineage: Eukaryota; Metazoa; Chordata; Chondrichthyes; Myliobatiformes; Myliobatidae. Bases 343 to 1851 code for a protein of 502 amino acids. The record is from RefSeq and is a predicted model, not a curated record. Gene Ontology annotation, biological process: regulation of transcription by RNA polymerase II.